Podarcis muralis (Common wall lizard) is the source of this 6319-nucleotide messenger RNA. Its product is annotated as KIAA1614 ortholog. Lineage: Eukaryota; Metazoa; Chordata; Lepidosauria; Squamata; Lacertidae. Gene Ontology annotation, cellular component: apical plasma membrane; cell cortex; nucleus. Gene Ontology annotation, molecular function: protein binding. The record is from RefSeq and is a predicted model, not a curated record. Gene Ontology annotation, biological process: regulation of cellular localization; centrosome cycle; establishment or maintenance of cell polarity.
GGGAGGAAAGGAAAGGGAAAAAACAGGCCCUGCGUUUCUAGUACACUUUACCAGGACUUCUAUAAAGGCGUUUCUGUUUAGGCGAGCACUUAAAGACGACGACAAAGGUGAUGCUGAAGUCAACAGCCAUGGAUGGGGCAGGGGUGGAUUAAAACAAUUUCAUAAUCCUAGCGAUUUCCCUUUUUUGAUCGGGAUUAUGAAACCAAUCAUGAAUAUCAAAAGCUGCAGCUUAAAUCAGCGACUUGGGACAGAUGCCCUGCAGCUAUGGACACAGCAAGAAUGAAGAGCGGAGGAUUCCUUUUCAUUUAGGGAAAGUCUCUUCCCAUUCUCCUUUCCGGUCAACUUACCGGCUGCUGGGUUUAACUGGAAUGGCUGCAUGACCAAUAUUCAGGUCUUCUGCUGGAUCCAGUCGGUGCAAAACUAUCUCUCGGGUCUUGGAUGGAUUUGGGGAGAAUGCCUUCGCAGGGCUGCAAGCCCCGGACUCAGUUGCGCAGGCUGCAGCCGUGCCCAUUUCCCCGUCAAGGAAAGUGAAGGGCAGCCGGCCGGAGAAGGCCUGGUACCUCACCACCUGGAAGUGGGAGCAUGGAAGGGAAUUUCGCUACUGAAAAGAGAAGGACGCUGAACACCUUGAAGCAAUGUGUCAGAAAUAUUCCUAGAGCGAAACAGCCCGCCGAGAACAUUGAUGAUACAGGGGAGCAUUGUCUCAACGGGCCAUCCUGGGUUCCACUGGGGCUGCUGCGGGAUUCAAGCAAGGGCACUUCUGUUCUGGAGUCCAAAGUUAAAGCUCUGAAAGAGAAGAGGAGUGCCGUCCACAGGCAGGCGGAGGCAGCACCCCAGGAGCGGGCUUCUCCCAAAAAGGCCAAGGCCCGGAAAGGGAAGCCGCUGACGGAGCCUGCUCCUCAGGAUGCUGUGGUGGAACCUCAGGCCCAGAUCCGCACCUACCUGACAGAUGUGCUGCUGGACAGCACUGACUACCCACGUCUCAAGCAGGAGGGAUCUCAAGGGGCAGUACGUACAAGCCUGCUUGUUGACAACUUUGAACCUCUGAAGGGGUCUAAGGCGGCAGAAGAGCCUGCAAGCAUGGGCUGGAGCUCACCCGAGGCAUUCCAGAGGCUUCCAGGAAGCGACAGGAUGGAUAAAAGGGGCUCGUCAGGAAACGCAAAAAGGGCAUCGCAAAAUGGCCUCUGUGGGGCCAGCUCCUUAAAGGACCUUUCCUUCAACCAGAAAUAUUUUGAGGAUGCAAACGGCAGAGAAGAGCACCUGGUUCAUGGUAUGGAUUUUGAAAGCGGUCCUUUUCUCCACAAAGAUGACGCAUGUGGGGCGGGAACAACCGGCCGCCUUUGGCGAACCGAGAGCUGGGACAGUCUCUGCAGCGGUGGAAGCAAUGCCAGCACCCUGUCCCUGGCAGAGAGAGUGGAGAGGAACCGGUCGAUGCUGCAGGAAAUGUUGAGCGCGACGCAGUUUAAUAGCCAUUCUUUGCGGGAGCUGCAUACUCUGCGUCGUCACAAGAAGGAUGGCCCAGGCCGUGGGAGAGAUGGGCCCAGUAACGUCAGAUCAGGCAGCCAGAAAUAUACAAAGGGACCUAAAGAAUACCAAGAGCCCAUUACUUUCUCCCACCCAAAAAGCAGACCAGAGAUUCUGGCAAAUGAUGUAGACUGGGAUUCUGGAGUUUCGUUACAGGAUUCUGAAGGCUACCGGGCCUUUGUUCCCAACCAGGAGCUGGAGCUGAGUCCCAGGCAUGAACAGGCCAAGCAACUGCUGCAGAGAGCUCGCAUGAAGGCCAGGACGAACCCACUCCGAGCAAGCCAUAACAUCCUAUCUACUGCCCCUCAGGAAAGGAGGGAUGGCUGCGGGAUCUCUGCUGCAGACGCAAAGAACUUUGCUCUGAAGGAUGGAGACCCCCACGCCGGCGGCAACCUGAGCGACUCGUCCAGCGGAGAAUCCAGCAGCGAGCAGCAAAGGAAGCGAGGGCCGUCCCCGUCCCGAGUGCGUUUCGAGGAUGAGUCUGCGCGAGACGCCGAGGUCCGCUACUUGGAGCGCCUGCAGCUGCGUCAGAAGCGGGUGUUGGAUUCUGUCCUCCUGUCUCUGGGCCGCGGGCCGCUGGUCUCCAAACCGGACCUUUCGGAUUACAUCAACGGUGAGCUUCACCGCAAAGAGAGCGGCAGCGGCGGCAGCAAACCCGGCUGGGAACAGCAAGGCAGCAGGGGGCGCUCCGAGAAGAGGAAGCCUCUGGUGGUCAACGAGGAAGGCAAGUGCAGCGCAUGUGGGUCUUACGUCAGGAAUCUGGCCGCCAGUCAGAACCCAGAUACAGGAGCAAAGCAGACUGCGAAGAGCGUACAUCAGUCUUGCAACAUCCCCCGAGAGGGCAAGGAGCUAGUUCGGGCCAAUGAAAGCAAAAUGCUCAACGCUACCCAGGAGGACUCGCGAACCAGGGCUUUGGGUCCCAAAGGAACUCCGCUGUGGAUCCUUCCUUCCCGCCAGCGUGUUUACACAGAGCGCAUCAAGGAGACGUACAUAGGGGAAGUGACUUGCAUAGAUGAGGUGGAUUCUGCUCUGGACAGCACCACGGAUACAUCGGACAGCUACAGGACGGACAGCGAGGAGGCUGGUGCCAGCAGCCAACGGUCAGUGGUCAAAAGCUCCCAGCACCGCGGGCCUGGUCCGGAUCCCAGGCCGUUUUCCCCUUCAGAGGGGGAAGCCAAGAACAGGAAGGCCAACGGGGAGAGGCCCAGAGCAGAUGGCAGCUGCCGUGCUCGUGGAGGGGAAAUUGUGCCUCGCAGAGGGGAAAUUGAAUCGAGCGCUAAUCAAGCCAGCGACUCUUCCUUGAAGGGGGCCUCUGAAGUCAGAGAUCAGGUGACCAAAAUGGCAGAAGCCUUUCCCAGAAGCAGCCAGCCGGUAGAUCUGUAUCAACUGGUGAAGAAAGGCAGGAUGCAGGAACAUCCAAAGCUGUCCAAGGCCCCAUUAAAGCAAUCCGCACCCUCCUCCCACCCUCAGCAGUUGCCUUCCCAUCUGGUCCCUGAUGGUGCCGCAGACUCCGUGAACAAGAAGCCGGUGGAAACUUCCAACCGAACUCGUAGGCCAACGAACAAUUUAAGUCAAACCAAGCAAGAGCAGGGCCCUUCCCAGCAGCUAACUGAAGAGAUGAGUGCCGGCUACAACUUUGCUUACCGAGUUCCUGCGCCGCCCACCACUGGAAAAGCCCAUCCUUCCCCUAUGCCUUACAGGAGGGCUGCUCUGAGCGGCAGCCACAAGCUCACUAGCCAGGAUCCUGGGCGGGUGGACCAAGCCAAUGAGCUAUCAAUUUACUCGGCCUCCUCUAAUAGCUUCCAGAAUGUGUGUGUGUCAGGACAGGAGGAGGAGAGUGGCCAGCAGAGUCCAAAGAUGCUCUCCAAGAACCAGCUGCUGGCCUUGUCCACCAACAACUGCAACAACACAUAUGCCAAGCACGAGCCAAAAACCUUAGGGACUGCUACAGUGAAGAGCAGAGAGGAGCAGCCCCAGGAGAGACAGAAGCUGGAAAAAAAUCAAGGUCCCCUGUCUUCCGCCGCCCCUGGUGUUCCCCUUAUUGCUGCCAAUGCCAUCGCUUCUGCUGCCAUUAGUCUCUCGCCAACAAGGGAGGAGACCAACUUGACAACCUCAGCUCAGCCAAUCCGUAGGGAAGCUCCAGCUGCCGAGCCUCCAAAGACAAAGCCAUCGAGUGCAGCCCAGUGCAAACCCUUGGAGAUCUACCCGGAGCCAAAGAAGAAACUGUUUGCCAAGAAAGGUGGCUCCUCUUCCUCCUCUUCUGUAUCAGGACUAAAGAAGUUCUUCAGCACUCUGAGUCAGAGCACCAAGCAGAGGCUGGGGAGGUUCCGCUGCUACAGCAUGGAGCAGAUUUGUGCCCCGGAGCCGGGAGCUGCAGCGCCCACUGAGGAGCCAGGCCCAGGUGCCACCAGCACACCCAAAAUGAAGAAAGCGCCUUCCCUGCAGUCCUUGCAGCUGGUGUCGCCAUUCCGCCAACCAAGAAAAGCCUCUUCUGUUCAAAAUCUGCAUUCCUUACUGGGCAAGGCUGACCGGUCCAGUCUCUAUGCACUGGGGGAACCAAAGGAGGAGGAAGCUGCUCUAAACAGGAACGCAGGUGCCCCACAUCGCCGUUCCCUCAGCGUGGAGGACAUUGGCUCCCCGAACUUGGCGAGAACCGUCGGGCGAGUGGUGGAAGUUUUCCCAGACGGAACAAGCCAGCUGGAAUUGCAGCACCGCCCAGAGGGCAACUUCGGAUUUCGUGUCUCGUCAGGAAAUGGCCGUCCUGACACAGGCAUCUACGUCCAGGAGAUGGCAGAUGCCAGCACAGCUAAACUGUAUGCUGGACUCCUUGGAGUUGGGGACGAAAUCCUGGAGGUGAACGGUGCCAAGGUUGCUGGGCUGGGCCUGGCCCAGAUCAAUGAACUUCUCUUGUGGGCAGACACCCUCUCGGUUAGAGUGCUGAGGCAGAGGCCCGUCCGGCGGUAGCAAAGAAGCGCAACGCUUUCCCUGCACAGUGCAAGGGAGCCUCUCGUGCCUACUGGGCCUGCCUGAGACUUGGAGCAGAGCCCAGCUCAAACCUCUGUACUAAUGCCUUUCUGACUUGAAUGUGGGCUGUGGCACCGCCAGGCCUCUGGAUGAUGCUGCAAUGCAAGCCAGUGCGCGCGCUGAAUGUUUAAUUUAUGCGAAGAUAUGGGUCUCUCUCUUCCCUCCCCCAGCCGCCCCUCUGCAACCAAGGAACAAGAAUUAGCAGGGAGUAUUGGGGCCCUGAGCUGGUUUCCUGCAUAUGCGGGGUGAAGUGACGGGCGUUGCCUUCUCCUCCUUUCCAAAUGCACCCAUGUUUCCUCUAUAAAGUUUGAAGGGUGCUGGGUUGUCUCAAAUUGAUACACUAAGCUUAAAAGACCCUAGGAGAUAUCUAAGGCACAAUUUGACCUCGUUUAUGAGUUUUGCUCCACCUCGUCAUAUUGUGGAUUUGUUCAGCGCGUUGGAGAAAAGCGCGGACAAAAAUCCUAGGAACUGUCAUUUACCCUUCACAGAGCUACAAUUCCCAACACUUAACAAGCUACAGGUAUUCUUUGGGGAAAGUCAUGUGCUUUAAAUGUAUAGCGUGCACACAGCCAGCCACACUGCCAACAAAUAAUCACCUCAGGAAGCGUCCAGGAGUUGAGAAUCCAGUGAAUCUGUUUUGGAUAGCUAUGGAAACAGCAUCCCUCUGUGAAAUAGCAUGUAGCCCUUAUAGGAGGUUUUAGCUUGCCUGGGCAGACCCCCAAUCUCCCUCUGUGCUGUUAACAAGCAUCUUACACCAAAAAUGUAAAUCGCACUGAGAUCUGCGCAUCAGUUGUCCUGUUGGGGAGCUCAGGGUCCCUGUUGAAGAAUCUUCACCCGCCCACCUGCCCUUGCAAACUGUAAUUUCUAAGUUUCUUUACAGAAAGGAUCGUAGAACUUGCUCUUUAAAGAGAGCCCUCAGCACCCUUGCAAAACAUCUGGGUUCUUUAGAGAUUCACAACAGGUUUGAAAUCGCUUCAUGUUGGUGGUGUACAUGUCCCCAAACUGUGGCAGCAGCAAGAGCUGAAUCCUGCUAUCGUGAGCAGCAGCCACACAUUCGCAGUCUGGGAAGCAAAAAGGGUGGAUGGCCUUGGUUUUCUUCUUGCAAGCAGGCCAGAAUCAAGGAUUUGAGGCCCCUGCAGAUUCCAGGGGCCUGUAUUGUUCUGUACGUGGCGGAAUUCUUCCUCAGUAGUCACUAGGCAGCCCUCUCCAACUCUAUAAAAGCUAACCUGGCCCUCAUAUGUUCCUACCCCCUUCAUUUUCAGCCUAUGACAAUGUCCUAGCUCUCAUGGCAUGGUAAACCUGUGUCUGAGCUGUACCAUUUCAGUUUGAGGCUGGGGGCUCACUUGAUUUAAUGUUCCUCCGUACAGAGGAAAUCCCUGCACAUAGAAAACUAGUGUGCUAAAAAAAACCUAGCAUGCUAGUUUUCUACAUGAAGGGAAACUUUUGUUCAGUUCUGUGAUGACCCCCCCCCCACUUUCAUGUCUGAAAUGGCACAGCCCAGAGUUGGGUGCACCCGAAGGAGGCGAAGGUCUGAAUUUGCUGCCAGGGUGAAGAAGAUGUGCCCUCUUGUGUGUGUUGAAACCAUUUUGCUUUCCUACUAGCCCCAAAUACCAGCUUCACCCCUGAGCCUUGCAGCCAAGAGCUGAUUGUGACAGGAGAGGAUUCUCUUACGAUUGUUGUGAGCGCUCCCAUGGGCUGCUCUCGACAGUGCUGGAAAGCCUCUCUACCUUGUUUUACUGUAUUUCUCUGAUUAAAUUAUUUUUUGAGAGAA